UAUUCCUGUAGUUAAUCGUAUUUUUCGUGUAGAAACUGCAUUUAUCGUGUAUAUUAUUUGUUUCAUAUGAUCACAGUUUAUACCUUUCUUUUUGGGACCACUGUAUAACACAUUUGACAUUUGUUAUGAGCGGUGCGGUGUGUAAAAGGGGCAGGUUGAAUUUAAAAAUUAUUUAAGGGUAGUUGGGGGUUUUCAGGUAAAUUAUGUCAAAACCCGAAGUCAUGUCAAAACAAAAAGAAAAUAAAUGGACUAAUUAUGCACUCAGAAUUAUAGUAAACACAGCAUCGCACCCUUUUGAAUACGCCAAAGUUCUAAUACAGAUUGGUUAUGAGCCCAUUUCUCCAAAACCAGCCAAAACAUUGUUUGGUAAACCUGCACUCAAGCUUCCAAAUAUUUUUGAAUAUGUGAAACACAUUAAAACAGUUGAUGGAUUCUAUGGAUUAUAUAAUGGUUUAGCCCCUAAAGUAUGUGGAAACUUGCUAAGUGCAUUGGCUGCACAAAAAUGUUCAGAGUAUUUAAAGGUACCUGAGACAGAUGAUUUAGAUUUUGAGGAAGAGGAAGAAACUGAAGAGCAAAGAAAACAGAAAUGGAUUGCUUUAUUAAAAUAUGAUGUAAUAACGCACACAGCAGCUAUUGUUGUUAGUCAGCCUUUUCAUGUUAUAACCAUAAGAAUGAUGGCGCAGUUCGUUGGGCGAGAAGCAAAAUACACGGGUAUAUUUUCGUCAGUAAAGGAAAUCUACAACCAGAAUGGUAUUUUGGGAUUCUUUAGUGGAUUAGUACCAAGACUGUUGGGCGAUAUACUCGCUUUACUUUUAGCAAGUAGUCUUACAUAUGCAUUAAAUCGGUAUCUGGUUGAAGAAAAGGAGUUGAAAGUUUAUACAUCAGCGACUAUGAAUUUUAUAUCUGCCGCUAUUAUGUACCCAUUCCAAGUCGUAUCAAAUUGUAUGGCUGUAACAAACUCAGGCUUGAUUGUUGGGUCUCCUGGAUUUAUGCCACAUUAUACUUCUUGGAUAGACUGCUGGAUGGACUUAUCUAGGAGACACCAACUUAAGAGAGGAUCUAGUCUGCUUGUACGUUAUUAUACAGGACCACAUGUGAUUGUUAGUGGUAAACUGGUGGCUGUUGAUAAAGUACCUCAAGUUUUGUCGUAAUUAAAGACACAUUGUGAUUUCUUAGUGCUUUUAGCUGUUUUAUAAAUAACAUGAAAUUGUUCCAUGUAAAUAAAUAGAUCCUCUUAUA
Molecule: messenger RNA, 1239 nt
Organism: Sitophilus oryzae (rice weevil)
Lineage: Eukaryota; Metazoa; Arthropoda; Insecta; Coleoptera; Curculionidae
Product: mitochondrial carrier homolog 2-like
Exons: 6
Coding region: 204-1151 (315 amino acids)
Source: RefSeq, a predicted model, not a curated record